Messenger RNA from Monodelphis domestica (gray short-tailed opossum), 4271 nucleotides. It is a transcript of the gene LIMS1, whose product is annotated as LIM zinc finger domain containing 1. The record is from RefSeq and is a predicted model, not a curated record. Gene Ontology annotation, cellular component: cytoplasm; cell-cell junction; focal adhesion. NCBI's taxonomy places the organism in Eukaryota, Metazoa, Chordata, Mammalia, Didelphimorphia, Didelphidae. Gene Ontology annotation, biological process: cell-cell adhesion; cell-cell junction organization; positive regulation of integrin-mediated signaling pathway.
UGAGCUAGAGAGCCGAACUGGGGCUGGGGAAGCGCCUGCAGCGCCGCGCCAUUACGAAGUCCUGGGGAGGAGACUAGCUGCCUGGCGAGCUCUCUUCCACGCUCCCCGCCCCAUCCCCCGCUGCUUUCCCCGCCUCUCCUUCCUGCUUUUGGGAGCAGCCCCCUUCCAGCCUGGCCCUGCCCGCCCGAUUCCCCCCAUCUCUUCUCCUCCCCCAGUCCUAGCCGUGCUCAGGCUGCUGGAGCCCGUGCACCCUGGGGCUCUGUGCGGACACGCGCCAGUGGCCGGAGUACUAGGGGAUCUCGACUUCAAGUGGCUGCGGCGGCGGAAAGAGAAAGGGCAGGAGGGGAAGGAGGAGGCUUUAGGAGAGGUGUCAGAGGACGUCCUGGAACUGCCAGGAAGAUGUUGGGUGUAGCGGCGGGAAUGACCAACAGAAAUUCACCGGUGGCAGAGGGAGGCGGCAGUAAACAGCAUCUGGGACUAAGGAGUGAGGAACCAACUCAAACUGGGCUCCUGGGCUGGACCCCAGGCAUUCCUGAUGUAAGCAACAUGGCAAAUGCGUUGGCUAAUGCCCUGUGUGAACGCUGUAAGGGAGGCUUUGCACCUGCUGAGAAGAUUGUGAACAGCAACGGGGAGCUGUACCAUGAACAGUGCUUCGUGUGCGCUCAGUGCUUCCAGCAGUUCCCUGAAGGCCUCUUCUAUGAGUUUGAAGGAAGGAAGUACUGUGAACAUGAUUUUCAGAUGCUUUUUGCGCCGUGCUGUCACCAGUGUGGUGAAUUUAUCAUUGGUCGAGUUAUUAAAGCCAUGAACAACAGCUGGCACCCCGAAUGCUUCUGCUGUGAUCUCUGCCAACAAGUCCUAGCAGAUAUUGGUUUUGUCAAGAAUGCUGGGAGACAUCUUUGUCGACCUUGCCAUAAUCGGGAGAAGGCGAGGGGCCUUGGGAAGUAUAUUUGCCAGAAGUGCCACGCCAUCAUUGAUGAGCAGCCUCUUAUAUUCAAGAAUGACCCUUACCAUCCGGAUCAUUUCAACUGUGCCAACUGCGGGAAAGAAUUGACCGCUGAUGCUCGUGAAUUGAAAGGAGAAUUAUAUUGCUUGCCAUGUCAUGACAAAAUGGGAGUCCCCAUUUGUGGAGCCUGUAGACGGCCUAUUGAAGGACGUGUUGUGAAUGCGAUGGGCAAGCAGUGGCAUGUGGAGCAUUUUGUCUGUGCCAAGUGUGAGAAGCCAUUUCUUGGGCAUCGUCAUUAUGAGAGGAAGGGCCUGGCAUAUUGUGAAACUCACUACAAUCAGCUAUUUGGCGAUGUUUGUUUCCACUGUAACCGUGUCAUUGAAGGGGAUGUUGUUUCAGCCCUGAAUAAGGCCUGGUGUGUGAACUGUUUUGCCUGUUCUACUUGCAACACUAAAUUAACUCUCAAGAAUAAAUUUGUGGAGUUUGACAUGAAGCCUGUCUGUAAGAAAUGCUACGAGAAGUUUCCAUUAGAACUGAAGAAAAGACUUAAGAAAUUGGCUGAAACCUUGGGAAGGAAAUAACUUUUUUUUUCUUCCUUCAUAUGCAAAGAUUAGGAACUGUUACAUGUUACUUGAUUACGUUCACACUCCUACAAAGUUUUAUUCCAUAAGAGUGACGAUUAAAAAGCUUCUGUAACACAAAUAGCUUCACAAUGUUAUACUGCCCUUCUUUCCCUUGAAGAACUGUACUUUUUGUAUGCCCAUAUAUAGAACACAGCUUAAAUCCUCUAACUGCCCUCUCAACACAAGCUCAUUUGUAGAUACGUAGACGAUACUUGCAUAGCAAGUUUCAUAUAAUUAAAUUUAAAUUAAUUUAGGCCAAAAAAAUCUAAUUUAUUUUUAUGAAAGUCUUAGCUUUUGGAUGAUUCAGCUACCAAAUUAUGGAACAAUUUUCAAUUAGAGUCAAAAGAAAAUUACUGCCAUUUGAGCAAAAAACUAAUAAACAAAUCUUAAGCAUUCUUUGUAUAGCAGAUCUUGGUUUUCAGGUUACUAAGAAAGGAACAGGUUUAUUCAGAACUACUUGAAUUUUGCCAUUUUUCUGUUAAAUGCAAUAAUGAUCCUGCAUUGUUUCUAUUUUACUCUUCUUCCUUAUGGGUCUUAUUCCUUCAUUCAUUGUAGUUAGGAUAUCUAGCAAAUAUGUAUGCAUUUUUUUAAGUUUCUUUUUUGUGCAGAGAAUUUAUCCCACGUAUUUGAAAAUACAUUAUACUUUAACUAUUGGACAUAUGAAGUAUUUUUUUUAAUGUAUUAAAGCAAAUAUUCUUGUCAUGCUUCUAGGCUUAAUGUCAAAGCUAUAUAGUCUUAGAAUAGGACAUAAAACUAAAUUUUGUGUAAUCUUAGAAUGUUGACACUUUUUAAAACAGUGAAUGUAUGUAUCUGUAUUGCUUGGACUUCUUUUAAUAUUCUCUAAUAACUAUGCUUUAUAUACAAUCAAACCUACUUUGCCUUAGAAAAGUGCAUUUUGUAAUCACAUGUUCUUGCUGCUUAGUACAAUACCAAAUAAAAAACAAGUGAAUUUAAUUAGACUAGUAAACCCAGUUUCCUUUACCACAGCCUUAAAUAUGUUUUUUUAUAUAUUUUUGCCAGUUAAAGUUCAUAUAAUUUACUUUUUGUUGCCCUUCAGAAAGUAGAUGUACAUAUUAUGCUCCAGAAUUUCAAUCUCAGUUUCAUUAUCCAGUUGAUUUCUUUUUUUUUUUAAAGAAAGAAGGUAGAAAUGACCUUAAAAUGGUCAAAAGCAUUUUUGAAAAGGGUAAUUUCAACCCCAAAAUAAAAGAUACCCAACAAUUUCCCAACCCAACUUUCUAUAUAGAUUUGUUACAUAAUAGAAAUGCAAUUCUAGAAAUAUAUUUUUAAAAUACUGCUAUUUCUGUCAUCAAGAUUGGUCCAAGAUAAAGUGCUCAAAAUGAAUUCUAGGGAGGAAAAAUCAACUCACCAAAAUGCCUUUGGAAAUUUUUUUAAAUGAUUUUUCCAUCUCUCAAAUCAACUGACUGGGAACUGCUAGCCACCCUUGAAUAUUUUGAAUGAGUUUUCCAGUCACAUUUCACAAAAGUAAAACCUAGUAAUGAUGUCAAAUUUCCCAUAGCAAAUGACAUGGGGUUUUGUUUUCAGUGUUUUUAGCCUUUUGGUGGCCCAAAGACAUCAGCCUCAUGUAAUAACAGAAUCAAUAGGUAAUUUAAAGUUCAGUGUAUUCUUUCAACCAAUAUGUAUCAAGUUCCUGUUAUUUGCAAGUCGUGGGGUCUACAGAUGCAAAAAAUCAUUUUUGUACUCCAACCAUAGAGUAUCGUUCCUCAGAACUGUGCCUUUAUCGUAUCAGAUGUGACCAGCAACAUAAGACCAUGGAAACACUUAUUUAGUCCCAAUCACCAAGUUGGACAACAUUUCCAAAACUGGUCUGGAUAUUAAGAAGAGCAACACAAAUCUUCAGAAAUCUAUGGCAGAAGAGAGACACAUUUUAAAAAACAAACCAUAGAUUGUGUGCACCUACUCAGGACAGAUCUAACAUAUGAGUAGGCAAAUUAGGGGUUUGGCUCCCCGUAAAUCCCUGAUAACUGAAAUGGUAUUGUUAACAAUUCAUUUCUUUGUGUUGCACAUUGAUGUCCCCACCCAUCCUCAUUUAAAAUGCAAAUAACUUAAGAGGGCUAACAUCCCUUUACUCCAAUAUGUAUAUCUGUUCUUUACAUGUAGGACCUUUCAAACAGGAAAAUAUUAGGACCAUUGGCGAUAUGAUGGGAAGAGACUGUCGGGAAAGGGAAAAGGGUCUUAGGAUUGGGGAUGCCAAAGACAAGCCAUCAACUAGACAGUUUUUAUCAAUAGAUCUUACUCUAACCUCAAGGAUUCUUGGCAGAUUAGUAAGGGUGAGGUUCAUGGUUUGUAAGACAUCACAGUAAUCUGUUCUUCUGUAUCUUUGUCUUAACAGUUAAAGUUCUCUUUGUGAGAAAUUAAGUAUUCUGAAAAAUCAACCACAGCCCAUACUUACACAUGAGAAAGUGCCAUUUCUCUUAGAAAUAAGCCAAAUAUGUAGGGAGAACACAUUAAGGUACAAGGAGAAAUGACUGCUAACACCAUAUUUGAAAUAAAAUGUUAUGUUGCCUUACCUAUUUGCUAAAAUAAUUCUUUCCAAGUGAGAAUUUGUAAAAUAGGCUGAUAAUAAACCUAACUGUGUGACUUCUUUUAAAUUGUAAGCCUGAUGGCAGGGACACUAAAUUAAUAUUUUAAUGUCUUAUCUAGCAGUAUACCCUUGGUGCUUAAUAAAUGUUUAUAAUAAUUAACAA